CAUUUAUUCAGGGAUCCAUACAUGUCUUCGUAGCAGUGACUAUGUUUGUAUAAAAUUAUAAAAUUAUAAAUACAGACAUAUGAAAGUCGGGAUCCCGAGAGUCCCGUCGACUCCGAUCGUUAUCCAUUGGACAGGGGGUCCUUAAUCCUUGCGGGUCAGACACAAUCAACCAAUCACCCAAUAGAAAAUAGUGCACGUCUCGUCCCCUUUUGUUGGCGUGGAGUUUAAUGAACCUAAACCAUAAGCCUGGUCCUCCUCAACUUUUUUUUUUUUUUUUUACCAAUCGUCGCGGUAUUUGUAAAUCAUCACCUUUUCCCAAACUUCUCUUUUUUUUCUCUUCGUCUUUUUCUUCUACCCUUCCAUUGUGGCCUCUUCCCUUUUUUGUACAACUGUCCUUGGCGAAUCAGUCGCAAGGCCACUAAUAAUUGUUUCGUGUCACUCCUUCAAGCAAACAAUUUUACCUCACUGAGCGGCUCGUCGCAUAAUAGACUCGCUGUCCUCACCUUUUCCACCCGUUCCGAGCGCAAUCUCUCUGCGCAUACUCUUAUACGGGCCUCAAUUGGAAUCGAGGAUUGACUAUCUCGCGUUAUGGCUUCUCCGGCUCCUGCUGCUCUUUGGGAUUCUUUCCCCGUCCCAACUCUCGACCGACCCUUCGGUGUACCAUUAUGGCCCUAUUUCAGCAAGGCCUUCGAGGUGGUAGUGGGCUAUCCUGCUGACGACUUCACAUUCGUCGCCGGCAAAACCCCCAUGUCAACCCUGAGAGAGACAUUGAUAUUCAUUGUCGUAUACUACAGUAUUAUAUUCGGCGGUAGAGAAUACAUGCGCAAUCGGGAACCCUUCAAGCUAAGGGCGCUCUUCUUGAUUCACAACUUUUACCUUACCGCCAUCAGCGCCAUUCUUCUAGUGCUAUUUAUUGAACAACUACUACCAACUGUCGUCCGCCAUGGCAUCUUUUUCACCAUCUGCGACACUGCAGGAGGCUGGACUCAACCAUUGGUUGUACUCUACUACUUGAACUACCUUACUAAGUAUCUGGAACUUUUGGACACCGUCUUCUUAUUCUUGAAGAAGAAGCCUCUGACCUUCCUCCAUUGCUAUCAUCACGGUGCAACAGCAUUCCUCUGUUACACUCAGCUCAUCGGUUCUACCGCGGUGUCGUGGGUUGUUAUUACUCUGAACUUGACUGUUCAUGUAGUUAUGUACUGGUAUUACUUCCAGAGUGCCCGUGGAAUCCGAAUCUGGUGGAAGGAGUGGAUCACCCGUCUCCAGAUCAUCCAGUUUAUCAUUGACCUUGGAUUCGUCUACUUCGCCGCGUACACCUAUUUCACUUCUACCUACUUCCCAUGGAUGCCGAGUGCGGGCAAAUGUGCUGGAGAAGAGUUCGCUGCGUUUGCCGGUAUUGGUACCCUUACCUCGUACCUCGUCCUUUUCAUCUCAUUCUAUCUCGCCACAUACAAGAAGGAGCACAAGGCGCCCAGCACGCGCAAGACUCUUCGCCGUAUGUCGCAGGCACCCCUUCCAGAUCAUCACGUGGUCUCUGGUACCACGCAGAGCCCGCUGGCUUAUACCAGUGGAGUAAAGACCAAUGGUGUUGCCACGCGAUCCCGCAAGGCGUAAAGGCCUGGGUUGGCGUUGGUUGACUACCUGGUCUAAAUUCACCCGCCUUUAGGUUACAAGACUUGGGUCGCCAUUUCGCAUGGGGACAUGGGAUUCCAAUGCUGUGAAAAUGGUGGAAUUGGGUGGUAGGAACAGCCCCUUUAGGCGGCCAUUCGACCAUUGUAUUAGUGGCCUUGUCAUAGAUGACGAUAUAAUUUCUAGAGGUUACGACGGGGCAACGGGUAGAAGGUGUUAGGGAUAUGCUACAAGCGUAGACAUUGAACGACUUGGGGAAAGAUCACAUAUAGGAGUUUCGGAGGGCUGGGUGAUGAAUAAAGCAUCUGAGGAUUCAGGACUGCAUGGGAGGAUAUUAACAUGUAUCCUCAAAUAUCGUAUCCCUUCUUGUCGCAUAAUCCGGGCCGGCGCUCCGAGUUAAAAACAAUGGUGGAGCAUGUAUAUUGGCAGUAAUAAUACAACGAUACUAGACGAACUCAAACGAUAAGUUUUGCGCCCUCUGGGGCAUGUGUCCAUUAGUGUUGGCAGAUGAUCACGUGGACCUAAUAGUCAUAUGGCACAGGGUAUCUUAUCAUUAGAUAC
Molecule: messenger RNA, 2193 nt
Organism: Hypoxylon fragiforme
Lineage: Eukaryota; Fungi; Ascomycota; Sordariomycetes; Xylariales; Hypoxylaceae
Product: GNS1/SUR4 membrane protein
Exons: 4
Coding region: 589-1617 (342 amino acids)
Biological process (GO): very long-chain fatty acid biosynthetic process; fatty acid elongation, saturated fatty acid; fatty acid elongation, polyunsaturated fatty acid
Cellular component (GO): endoplasmic reticulum membrane
Molecular function (GO): fatty acid elongase activity
Source: RefSeq, a predicted model, not a curated record